Molecule: messenger RNA, 1077 nt
Organism: Hansenula ciferrii
Lineage: Eukaryota; Fungi; Ascomycota; Saccharomycetes; Phaffomycetales; Wickerhamomycetaceae
Product: aldo/keto reductase
Exons: 1
Coding region: 1-1077 (358 amino acids)
Source: RefSeq, a predicted model, not a curated record
AUGUCAGAGGUUCAACAAUUUGUUCCUUGGAAGAACCUGGGUAAAUCAGGGCUGAAAAUAUCAAAUGUUAUCGUUGGUUGUAUGUCCUUUGGAUCAAAAAGCUGGUUACCAUGGGUCGAGGAUGAUGAAGAAAAAAUCUUUAAGAUCUUGAAUACUGCUUAUGAUCAUGGCAUUAGAACUUUUGACACUGCAGAUGUGUAUUCAAAUGGGUUGUCGGAAGUUUUAUUAGGUAAAUUUUUAAAGAAAUAUAAUAUCAAAAGGGAUAAAGUGGUGAUUUUAACAAAAGUUUACUUCCCAGUGGAUGAAGAUUUGGUUGAUUUUUCAGUUUUCAAUAAGAGAACACCUGAACAAGAGCUUGAUCUACAAAAUUCACAAGGAUUGACAAGAAAACACAUAUUUGAUGCUAUCGAAGGUUCUAUUAAGAGGUUAGGCACAUAUGUUGAUGUUUAUCAAAUCCACAGAUUUGAUCCUAAUACACCUGUGGAGGAAACACUUAAGGCUUUGAAUGAUGUUGUUGAAGCUGGUUAUACAAGAUACAUUGGUGCUUCCUUGAUGAAAGCUGUUCAGUUUGCUGAGUUGCAAUUCAUUGCUGAAAAGAAUGGAUGGCACAAAUUUAUAUCUAUGCAAAGUUAUUAUAAUUUAUUGAAUAGAGAAGAUGAACAGGAACUUAAUUAUUUUGCAGAUAAAACAGGUGUUGGUUUGAUCCCUUAUUCUCCCUUAGCAGCUGGUGCUUUAGCAAAACCAAUUCCAAAUCAAGAUGAACUUACAGAACGUCAAAAAGCACCUUAUGGUCAAAGAACUACAAAUACUGCAGCAAAUAUUAUUUCUCAAACAGAUCCAUCUCAAGAAUCAGAAAGAUCUAUUAUAAAUAGAGUGGGUGAAUUGGCUGAAAAGAAAAAUUCAACAAGAGCUGCUGUUGCUAUUGCAUGGUCAAUUUCCAAAGGAGCAGCUCCAAUUUUAGGAUUAAGUUCUGAAAAAAGAGUUUUAGAAGCUGUUGAAGGUGCCAAUUUACAAUUGACAAAUGAUGAAAUUAAGUAUUUGGAGGAACCUUAUAUACCAAGAGUAAGAAGAGCUUAG